GCUGCUCAUUGGCAAAGGGUAUGGAGACUCAUCAGAAAUCUCUAGUUAUCCACUUCCUCGCUGCCUUCCUCUUCGUGUCAUCCAGUCAUCUACUUUUAGCUCAAAGCCAGCUUCUCCCCAUCAUCAACGACCAGGUGGCCAAUGCUACCCAGAUGCAUACCUACAUCGUUCACGUAGAAAAGCCCAAGGGCACCAAGUUCCUCCACUUCAGGGACAGAGUAAAUUGGUACACGUCCUUCCUGCCCAACAACACCCUAGACUCCGGGGAGCCACGGAUGCUCUACGCUUAUCGCCGUGUGAUCAGUGGCUUCGCCGCAAGACUGACCCCGGAGGAAGUGGAGGCCAUGGAAGCCAUGGAUGGAUUCCUGCUGGCGCAUCCGGAGAACGAGUACGUUCUCAAAACAACCUACACGCCAAAAAUGUUGGGCCUGAACCAAUGGGGCGGUCUCUGGUAUCCCUCCACGUUGGGCCAGGGGAGGGUUAUCGGGAUGAUCGACUCCGGGAUAGAUCCUACUCACCCCUCCUUUCAGGAUGACGGGAUGCCGCCACCCCCGAAUUACUGGUCCGGCAACUGCUACUGGGGGCCUCCCCUUUGCAACAACAAGCUCGUUGGGGCUGCAGCGUUUAAGUAUGGAAGGACGACGAAUCCCCAGGAUGACGAUGGCCAUGGUACACAUGUCGCCGGUACGGCGGCAGGAAACUUCGUCAACGACGCUCACGUUCUUGGCAACGCCAACGGCACGGCGUCUGGGAUGGCACCUAGAGCUCACCUGGCAAUCUAUAAAGUGCUGCAUGAUUUCCAGGGCAAAACCAGUGGCUUUGAUAGUGAUAUAUUGAAAGGGAUAGACCAAGCCAUCCGCGACGACGUCGACAUCCUCUCCAUGUCUCUUGGUUCAUCCAGAGUGCCUGACUAUCAGAACGGCGUUGCCAAGGCCUCAUUCGCUGCAAUGACAAGGGGGAUCGUCCCUUGCGCGGCUGCGGCGAACGAUGGGCCUUUCAAAAGCAUCAUGGCUAAUGAUGCUCCUUGGAUCCUAACAGUUGGAGCGAGCACCGUGAGUAGAAGAAUACAAGCAAUCGUGAGGCUUGGAAAUGGGAUGGAACUGCUUGGAGAGUCUGCCUACCAGCCGGAGUCCUUCGAGUCGAAGCAGUUGCCCCUGGUGUACCCGUGUGAUCUACGGACAGCUGAUGCCUGUGGUUGCAAUGUCUCGAUGGCCAACUUGGACGUCCAAGAUAAGAUUGUGCUGUGCUGGAAAACGAUCAUUGAUGUCCACCAAAAAGCCAGCAUCAUCAGGAAUGCCGGAGGGGCCGCCAUGAUAGUCAUGAACGUUUGGGAUCAAGGUGAAACAACCGGCGCCGAGACUCCUGGCCUUCCGGCCUCCAAUCUCCCCCUAAGUGCUGCAAAGCAGCUCGUGAAGUACUUCAGAAGUACGGCGAAUGCUACCGCAACAAUCAUUUUCAAUGGCACGCAGUUUGGAGCCCGUCCGACGCCGGCAGUCGCCUCCUUCUCUUCAAGAGGGCCUAGCCUUAGGAACGGGGGCAUCAUAAAGCCUGAUAUCAUCGCUCCCGGCGGGAACAUUCUAGCAGCAUGGCCAUGGGAGGUCGGUCCCAAUCCAACGGGCACAUCCAAGACUUUCGAUUUUCUGAGUGGCACCUCCAUGGCGACGCCUCAUGUCUCCGGGGUCGUGGCCCUUCUCAAGAACACUCACCCAAACUGGUCACCGGCCGCCAUCAAAUCAGCACUCAUGACAACUGCACGCAGGUUCGACAACACCGGGAAUCUCAUUGCCGAUCAGUUCAAUGACACGGCUGCCAGCGUCUUCGCCAUGGGCUCAGGACAUAUCAAUCCUGUCGCUGCCAACGAUCCAGGCCUGAUUUAUGAUCUUCAUUACUAUGAUUAUGUCCAUUACCUCUGUGGUUUGGGGUACACAGACAGGCAAGUUUCAGCUAUUGUUCGUGGCAGAGUCUACUGCUCCCAGGUCCAUCAGAUACGUCCAGAAGACUUAAACUACCCUUCAAUCAUGGUUCACCUUGGAACUUCACCUUCCGCGACGACGGCGGUAAAUCGAACAGUGACCAAUGUAGGAGAUGCUGAUACUGUCUACACGAUCGAAGUUGAGGAACCAGAAGGAGUCCGUGUAGACGUUACUCCUGCUACGCUGCAAUUCUCCCAGGUUGAUGAGAAGCAAAGUUUCGAUCUCACAUUCAGCCACAAGGGCUCCCAACAGUGGAGCGCAGGAGAAGUCGUAGAAGGGCAGCUUAAAUGGGUAUCCGGCAAAUACCUUGUCAGGAGUCCCAUUGCAGUCACAUUCCUUUAAAAUGCUAUGCGCUGGCCUCCUUUAAUAAUAAUUACUGCUACUGCUUAUAAUCUCCUUUGUAAAGCUUUCCUGAAAAUAAAAAUAAUAGUUU
Messenger RNA from Phoenix dactylifera (date palm), 2406 nucleotides. The record is from RefSeq and is a predicted model, not a curated record. Lineage: Eukaryota; Viridiplantae; Streptophyta; Magnoliopsida; Arecales; Arecaceae.